UCACAGAGCAUGGAUUCUUUCAUUGAUCUUGCUCAACUCUCUAACGAUACCGGUAAUAACAGCAAUGAGUCCAUUGCCGCCCUCUUGCAUGCACGCUACAAGCAGGACAAACCGUACAUACAGCUUGGGCAUCAUCGACUAGUGAUCGUCAACCCUUUUAAACCGCUCGAUAUACUCAACGAUGCCGCUUUGGAAUACUAUGCCAAUAAAGGUUACAAGGAUUUAUUGGCCGCCGAUGGUUCGCUUGAUGAACCUCACGUAUAUGAUUUUGCGACUCGAGUGUAUUUUGUCAUGCGCCGGCAAGGCGAAGAUCAAGCCAUUGUCCUGAGUGGUAUUUCCGGCUCGGGAAAAUCAACGACCCAUCGUCACUUAAUGAACGAAUUACUACUGCUGUCAACACAUUCGCAACGAGAAUCAAAAUUACGGCAACAGAUUCUCGGCGCUCAAAUCAUCUUGUCAGCGUUUACCACUGCAUCAACAAUACAGAACGAUCGAGCCAGUCAGUGUACUCAAUUACAUACGUUACAAUUCAAUGAACGUGGCCGGAUCGUAGGAAGCCACAUCAUGGUUUCUUUACUGGAUAAAUUCCGGGUAGUUGGCGCUACGGACGGAGGCAAUUAUCAUAUUUUUUAUCAGUUGCUGGCAGGCACAUCGAACGAAGAAAAGCAGGCGCUUCACUUAAACCAUACCGCGGAUCAUUUUGCAUACCUCCGACUGUCGCCGGCGGUAUUGGCAAAUGCGGCGAACAACGGUAAUACAAAUGUCAACAGCCACGGAUUCAGUGGCACCAGCGGAGUUCGCGAUGAAAUUGCAUUUGGCGAUCUUAAAGCGGCAUUGAAACAGUGCGGAUUUAAAAGCAAGACCAUUGCUCAGCUGUGUCAGCUAUUGGUCGCCAUCCUGCAUUUGGGCAAUAUCCAGUUUGUAGGUGGCAGCAACGGCAAUAUCGGAGGAGGUCAGGAAUCCUGUCGAAUCAAAAACAAGGAAACUCUGUCCCUGGUAGCCGCCGCUUUGGGUAUCGCUACCGCCAAGCUCGAAACGGCUCUCACUCACAAGCUUAAAUUGAUUGGCAAGGAAUUCUGUACCGCAUUUCUCACCAUGGACACCGCCGUCGAUCAACGCGAUGCUCUGGCUCGGUCGCUUUACGCCAUUCUUGUGCUGUGGAUCGUUGAACAGCUGAACCGCAAAUUGAACAGCUCACGUGCGGUGACGGGGAUCAGUAUCUUUGAUCCUACCUUGGGCAAGGACAGUCAUGCAGCUAUUCAGGCCGCCACGUUCCACGACCUUUGUAUUCAUUUUGCUGCGGAAAAAACGCAUCAUUUCUUGUGGAGCACAUUAUUUGAUUCGAUGGCCAAUAUCAACGUGGAUCGCCGGGAAGAUGGUUUUCCCCAAACCCAUCCAUGGCCACCUAUAUCCACCUCUCUUCCGUUCUUUCUCGGCACCAACAACAAUAAGUUUGCGAUAGUUCCUUUGCUGAACCGCGAAUCGGAACGCUACGAAGCUUAUGCCUUGGAUGCCACCGAUGUGAAUUUGGUUUCGACUUUGUAUCAGAAAAAGAAAAGAGCCGAAUCGUCGCCCUCGGCUCAAAGCGAUGAUUUUCGGGCCUUUCAGAACCCAUCCAGUCCAUCCCACAGUUUUGCCAUUCAGCAUCACUUCUCCGUUAACCCAGUCGAUUACUCGGUGGCGGGAUUUCUUGAACGGAACAUCGAUGCCGUUUCGCCUGAUUUUGUGCAUUUAUUUAGAUACAACUGUACCAACAGCUUUAUACAGGAUCUUUUUGAAAGCAGCAUUCUCGUGACAGAAAUCCAUCCUCGCGAUGAACGGACCAUUAUCAAGGCACAACUACCCAGUCAGUACCCGAGCCAGCUGUGGACCGCAAAGCAGAACAAAAAAAACAUCGAUCAGUCGCCAACUGCGAUUGCGACCGUCAUGAACCAAGUUCACCGCAAUACAAACCAGCUGCUGGAUCGGCUGGCUGGUGUUCGUUUAUUUCAAGCCAUCCAUAUCAAACCGAAUAUUCAGCAAAAGCAAGAUAUCUUUGACGCCGCGACGGUGGCCAUGCAGCUUCAAAUGCACAGCAUCCCCGACAUUCUCCGUCAGACCCGACACACCGACUGGUACAGCUACACGCAUGAGAAUUUCUUAUCCCGUUACCGACAAUUUGUUCGCACUGUGAGCGGCCCCGACGGGUCCAGCGACUGGCAGCAAAUCGAAACACUGAUGCAUAUCAUGCAAUGGACACCGGAGCAGUGCCAGAUUGGCAAGUACAAAGUAUGGCUUGCUUUUGAUAUAUGGCGAGAUUUGGAAAACCAUCUGCGUUUACUCGAAAAGGAAGCGCGAGCGCAAGAACGUGAACGACUGGCCAUGAUUGAAGCAGAAGCAGAAGCCGCUCGCAAGGAAGCCGAAGCCGCUGCUCUAGCAGCACAAGAAGCGGCCGAAGCCGAAGCAGCGGCCAUGGAAGCAGUCGCUGCUGCUGCCGCUGCCGAAGCCGAAGUUGCAGCUGCAGCGGCCAAUCAAGCCCUUCGUGAUAAUCCAUUUGAUGAUCAUUGUGGCUCGGAGUACAACAGCUCGGACGAAUAUGACGAUCGCACCGACAUUGGCAACGAUUCCUCCUGUGGCAAAACAAGCACUAGUCAAUGGGGAGAUGAAGAAAAAGGACUUGCGGAAGGAUUUGGUCCUAAUAUGGAUAUGAGUAAAAUGGUGGAAGAUUACCGGGUAGAUCCUGGCGAGCAAGUGGAAGAAGUGCCGAUUACCAGUAUUCGCCACUGGUGGAGUCGGUUCGUUUGGCUAGCUACGUGGUGGAUCCCCUCUUGCGCCUUGCGAUGGCUCGGGAAAAUGGAUCGUCAGGACGUGCAAAUGGCCUGGCGUGAAAAAGUCACCUUGUGUCUUCUCAUCUUCUUAUUCUCGGGGUCCAUCAUCUUUUUUAUCGUCGGACUCGGUCCCGUCAUUUGCCAGGGCACCAAAGAUCUGUAUUCAGCCGAGGAUGUCACCAACCACCAAACCAUGGCCGAUUACUGGGUUAGCAUUCGAGGCAAGGUGUACGAUUUAACCAAAUUUGUAGCCAAUGACCACGGUACCCAGGUCUAUAUGGCUUCACGAUCGACCAUGGAACCCCUGGCCGGUCGAGAUUUAUCCAACACGUUUCCACCGCCCUUGACCACGGCGUGUGCCGGCCUCGUGACCGAUCCUACCGUAACCAUCACGCCAAAUGAAACGCUGAUCUUGGGCCCUUUUGUCCACUUUUCCGGACCGCAGCAACUGGAGAAAGGCCUGGGCAAAAUGCAGGACGCCAACUGGAUUACCGAGUAUUUCGAACCGACCAUUCGUCCUUUCAAAAAGGGCGACCUGGUGAUAAGAAUGAAACAAAUUCAAGACGAUUACAAAGGUUGGGGACGGCUCAUUGGCAGCAUUGAUGAUAAAGUGUAUGACCUGACUGACUACAUGGCAACGGCGCGAAAAUACCCAAUGGAGAGCGUGGACCAGCCCAAUUAUCACUAUCUGGAUCCUUCUAUCGAGACGUUGUUUCAGACAUUUGGUGGCAAGGACGUCACGGAACAGUGGCAGAAGUAUACAAAAUCCAUGGAUGAGACCACCCGCAUGCGAAACCUGGCCUGCCUCGAUAACAUGUUUUACAUUGGUCGGUUGGACUAUCGCGACUCCUUACGAUGUACCUUUGUUAAUUAUCUGCUGCUGAGUUUUGCCGUCUUAAUGUCGCUGGUAAUACUCAUCAAGUUCCUUGCCGCCCUUCAAUUUGGCGGCGCACCAACCCCAGAAGAUCACGACAAGUUUGUCAUUUGCCAGGUGCCCUGCUACACGGAAGACGAAGAAUCGUUGCGGAAAACGAUCGACUCACUGACGGUUCUCAACUACGACGAUAAGCGCAAACUGCUCUUUUUGAUUGCCGACGGUAUGAUUAUCGGCAGUGGCAACGAUAAACCGACGCCGCGAAUCCUGCUGGAUAUUUUAGGCCAUCCCGACACCGAUGAUCCAGAGUCUUUAAUGUUUAAAUCCAUUGGCGAAGGAUCCAAGCAACUCAACUAUGGCAAAGUGUAUUCUGGAUUGUACGAGCAUGAAGGUCAUGUCGUACCCUACGUUGUCGUUGUCAAGGUCGGCAAAUCGACGGAACACAGCAAACCAGGCAACCGAGGCAAACGCGAUUCCCAGAUCAUUUGCAUGAAUUUCCUCAGCAAAGUGCAUUUUGACUCGGAAAUGACGCCUUUGGAAUUGGAAAUCUAUUACCAAAUUCGGCAAGUGAUCGGCGUGGAUCCCAGUCUUUACGAAUACAUCUUGAUGGUGGACUCGGAUACGGAAGUGUACCCGGAUGCGCUGAAUCGCUUGGUGUCAUGCAUGCUGCAUGACAGUCGCAUCAUUGGUCUGUGUGGCGAAACGGAACUUGGCAACGAGGAUCGUUCAUGGACGACCAUGAUUCAGGUGUAUGAAUACUACAUAUCUCACCAUCUCGUCAAAGCGUUCGAAUCGUUGUUCGGCAGUGUCACUUGCUUGCCUGGCUGUUUCUGUAUGUAUAGGAUCCGGUCGGCCAACAAACGGCAACCGCUAAUCGUGUCUCCUGCUGUUAUUCACGGCUAUUCGGACAACCAAGUGGAUACUUUGCACAAGAAGAAUUUGCUCCAUCUGGGUGAAGAUCGAUACUUGACGACGUUGAUGAUGAAAAAUUUUCCGCAGUACAAGAUGAUGUUUACGCCGUACGCCAAGUGUCGUACAGUGGCCCCUGACCAGUGGCGCGUGCUCCUGUCACAGCGACGUCGAUGGAUCAAUUCCACCAUUCACAACUUGCUUGAGCUCAUCUUGCUGCAAGAGUUAUGCGGGUUUUGCUGUCUGUCGAUGCGAUUUGUCGUGAUGACAGACCUGAUCGGAACCAUUACAUUACCAUCGUCGGUCAUUUAUCUAAUUUAUCUCAUUUACGAAGCUGCCUCGGGUACAGGCCCGGUACCGAUGAUCGCUCUGGGGAUGCUGGCGGGAGCGUAUGGAUUGCAAGCGCUGAUUUUUAUCAUGAAGCGACAGUGGCAACAUAUUGGGUGGAUGAUCAUUUACAUUUUUGCCAUUCCCAUUUUCUCGUUUUUCAUUCCCAUUUAUGCCUUUUGGCACUUUGAUGAUUUCUCGUGGGGAAAUACGCGCGUGGUGGUAGGCGAUAAGAAGAAACAAAUCAUUGUGACGGACGACGAGAAAUUUGAUGAAAAAAUGAUUCCGUUGAAACGGUGGGCGCAGUACGAAAUGGAGUUGUGGGAAUCGAAAACGGCGCGUUCCUAUGACGAUGUUCGGUCGCGAUACACGGAUUCGAAGCGAAGUUCACUCCAGUCCGUGGAAGAAAGCCAUGUGGACGCACUGCAAGUCAAAUCGGCCGGCCUCAUUCCUCCCCUGAUACAAGGCUUUUCCGAGCAAAACAUCACCCAGUUUACUGCCGAUCUCACGGCUGCACUGCAUCCGGUCUCGCAGCAACAGUCACCGUCUUCAAAAGACCCACAGCAACCACCGAUGCUCCCGGAAGAUGAAGACCUCGAGAGAGAAAUCUAUCGCAUCAUGACCAACGCUAAUCUCAUGACACUAACAAAGAAACAAGUGCGUGACCAGCUGUCGGUUUUGUUUGGAGUAGAUGUCACUAUCAAGAAAGGAUUCAUCAAUGCCACAAUUGACAGGAUUCUGGCCAAUGAUGCAGGCUUGUUUAAUAUGUCGACGAAUACAGCCCACCCGCCACCGUAAAUAGAACAUCCCAUAUACCCGCGAGACAGAUAACCCAAUCAUUUUCCUGUAUCAAUAAAACCACUCGUUAUCUUUAU
Molecule: messenger RNA, 5792 nt
Organism: Radiomyces spectabilis
Lineage: Eukaryota; Fungi; Mucoromycota; Mucoromycetes; Mucorales; Radiomycetaceae
Product: chitin synthase-domain-containing protein
Exons: 4
Coding region: 10-5715 (1901 amino acids)
Cellular component (GO): myosin complex; cell septum; cell periphery
Molecular function (GO): ATP binding; cytoskeletal motor activity; chitin synthase activity
Source: RefSeq, a predicted model, not a curated record